Messenger RNA from Fusarium redolens, 1343 nucleotides. RefSeq lists its product as uncharacterized. The transcript has a single exon. The coding region runs from base 95 to 1294 and encodes 399 amino acids. The record is from RefSeq and is a predicted model, not a curated record. Lineage: Eukaryota; Fungi; Ascomycota; Sordariomycetes; Hypocreales; Nectriaceae.
CUGAAUGAUUUAAGCUCCGUUGCUGGGUCAGUAUGUGAUAUGUCAGUACGACCAGCGACACCGGAGUCAAACACCAGCGAGUGAGCCUUUCUGUAUGCCCCGGGGCAAUGGGGCAUCAAAGCUGACAAUAAUAAGCCACUUAGUCCACGACAUGAAUUCGCUCCAUGCAUCGGGGGAGAUAUCUCCUGGCCUCAAGGACACGAACAACAAUCUAACACAACCUACAUCCUCCGUCUCACUCACACCGGAUACCGUUUCAGGUGCAAGAUCCAAUCGAAGUACUCUCAUGGAGCCCACAGAGAGCUCAGCAGGGAAUCAAAGAACAUCAUCUCCGAUUAGAGGAUCAUCAAAACUCUCCUACGUCACGACUCGUUAUCGUUCACCUCUACCACCCAAACUGAGCCCCUUGUCCAAAGACUUUGGUGGAUGUACACUAUCGCCUAAUGGAACCAAACUCCUAUGGAGAGACAAACGAUAUAUGCUCAUUGAUAUCAAUUCAGGGAAGGUCAAAGAUAUUGAUCCUAAACCGUCCCGGUUCAGCCUUGCAAGUCUUCCAUCACGAGCGCAUCCCAUCAUCGAAACCUUCAAAGUCCAAAUUCUUACAACCGAUGCGUCACUUCUCCUUGCGAGGGCAAGAACAAUUCUAGGGACGUUUUGGAUGUCCGGUGAUAGGCGAACAGGCGAAUGGAAGCCACUCGUGAGAUGUUCAGAUCCUUCCUCGCCUGCUUGCAUUCUAUCGCUAUCACAAAAUUGCGCACUAUUUGUCCAGAUCAAUGACAAGGCAGAAGCUUUCAUUAUCAAGGUGACCAAAACAAUUACCCCUGAAGGAAAACCAAAGAUCAAAUUCUUAACAAGUGGGGCUCUCUGUCGAGGUAAUGAAGUCGACCAAAGGCUUUUUACGUUCUCCCGCGUGAAACAAACGAUCAGUGCCGUAAGGCAUGUAGAGGAUUCCGCAAUCUUGUACACAUGGAAGCUCCACGAGGGCUGGUUCACCGAUACUGGCCUAUCAUGGCAAACACCAGAGCCUAACACACUCCUCUUACCGGCAUACCAUGGGGAAGAUGAGAUAGCUAUCGUUAGCCUAGUUCCUGGAAGCAGCACUCAGGUUUUGGCAAUAAAGUUCCCCAAUGAUACUCUCCCUGAAGACUUAAUAAUCACUGGCCAGGAAGUACCAUCCUAUCCCUCCCCUCCCAAGCAGGGCUGCAUCGCUGUGCCACAGAAACGAGCAUAUAAUUACAGCAGAGUUUGCUCAAAUUGGAAAGGUAUCAUCUCUGAAGAUAGAGAGCUCAUAUAGACUAAGUCUUCGGCUGCUUACGGGGAAGUUAUAAGCGAGAUAUACUCUA